This is a messenger RNA of Gasterosteus aculeatus aculeatus (three-spined stickleback), 2767 nucleotides long. It is a transcript of the gene prph2b, whose product is annotated as peripherin 2b (retinal degeneration, slow). Lineage: Eukaryota; Metazoa; Chordata; Actinopteri; Perciformes; Gasterosteidae. The record is from RefSeq and is a predicted model, not a curated record. Gene Ontology annotation, cellular component: plasma membrane. Gene Ontology annotation, biological process: visual perception.
GUUUGUGUUUUUAGUCAAAGAGAGAAGUAAAUAUAAACAUUAUGGAUUCCUCUGUAGGAAGAAGAACCAACAUCUUGUUACAGGAAGUCUGCACUGGGACGUCUACUUCCUGUUUCCGAGGCACACCUGUAGGGAGGUGAGACAGGUGAGCUCCUGUCGCAGGUCCAGCGGAGGAAGCAGCUGCUUAGCAGCAAACCAAUUAGCAGUAAGUCGGAGGCUUAGAGCAGCAGCUGAUCUGCUAAUGGGAUCAGAGCCCCUCGGAGGCUUAGAAGGAGCAGGACCAGGUCGCUUACAUUCACACCUUUCUGCUGGAGGAGCUCGCCGUCCAUCACAAUUCCCUGUCAGCAUUUGGUUGUGAUUUCAUGGCAGACCCCUCGGCCCCCCUAACAGUAUGGACCUGCAGCUUGCCAUUAUGGGUCUGAAACCAGGAGUUCUGGCUGAGUUGUGUGCAGCUUCUUUGUGGAUGGGAUUUAAUCUGUGAGGGAUUCCUAAACUGCUCAAGAGAGGAAACUGUUUUCUCUUUGAUACAAAAAAUAUAGCUGAUUUCAGUUGGUUUCAUCGGUCACACUAAAAGGUGAAAUCAUGCCGUUCAUGCCGGUGAAGUUCAACCUGCAGAAAAGGGUGAAGCUGGCCCAGGGUCUGUGGAUGAUCUACUGGCUCUCGGUCAUCGUGGGGAUCAUCCUCUUCAGCCUCGGCAUUUUCUUCAAAAUCGAGUUGCGGAAAAGAAGUGAGAUGAUGGACAACAACGAGAGCCACUUAGUGCCCAACCUCUUGAUCCUGGUGGGCUUGUUGGCCUGUGGGCUCAACGCCUUCGGGGGGAAGGUAUGCCACGACUCUCUGGACCCCAUCAAGUUUGCCAAGUGGAAGCCAAUGCUGAAGCCGUUCCUGCUGCUGUGCUGCGGCUUCAACGCACUGCUGCUGCUGACAGCGCUGCUCUGCUUCCUCAUGCAGUUUGCAGUGUACCUGACGCUGGCUGAGGGCCUAAAGAACAGCAUCAAGUUCUACAAGGACACCGACACGCCGGGGCGCUGCUUCAUGAAGAGGACCUUGGACAUGACACAGAUUGAAUUCCGCUGCUGCGGCAACAACAAUUUCAGGGACUGGUUUGAGGUGCAGUGGAUCAGCAACCGCUACCUGGACAUGAGCAACGACCUGGUGAAGGAUCGAGUGCUGAGUAACGUGGAGGGAAAGUACCUGAUGGAUAGUGUCCCGUUCAGCUGCUGUAACCCCGGCUCCCCCCGGCCCUGCAUCCAGCAUCACCUGACCAAUAACUCCGCCCACUACGACUACGACCACCGUAUUGAGGAACUCAACAUCUGGACGCGGGGCUGCCGCGAGGCUCUCUUCUCCUACUUCAGUAGCAUAAUGAACAGCAUCGGAGUGCUCAUCGUUGCCGCCGUCAUCCUGGAGUCGGUGGACAUGGCCGGGUUGAAGUACCUGACCACAGCUCUGGAGACGAUGGAUGACCCGGAGAACCCGGAGUGUGAGAGCGACGGCUGGCUGCUGGAAAAAGGGGUGAAGGACACGUUUGGAGAUCUGCUCACCAGGCUGAAGACACUCGGAACCAGCAACCAGGUGGUGGAGGGCGGGGACUCACCUACGGCCGCCAACUGAGAAGUCCACCUCCAAACACAAAGGGACUGAGGCCCCCCUCCCCACCACACACCUCUACCUUCCUCUCCUCCACACAGCAGAGAGCAAGAGAGGAAGGAAUUUAUCCCUCUGUACAUACACAAUCAUACAUGUGUUAAGAUACCACACACACUCACUCACAUACACACAUAUUGUGAUAUUUACCAUUGUGUACAUAUGUUGAUCAGAGUUUAUUUUUAAACAGGAGGAACAGAAACCUGCUGCUGUAAAUAUAACUUCUGGGUUGGGGAUUUUAAAAUGAUAUCACAAAUCUAUAUGAAGUACCCCCCCCCCCCUCACCACCCCCACAGACACAUUAAUGCUUCCUGUCUUACAGUAGCAGAGUCUUCUAAGGGGCCCGACCGAUCUAUUCAGGUCUACCAGGGAUAAUAUACCAUUGCAGUUGCUCCUUUAGUCCAGUAGAGGGGGCUGAGCAGACAGAUGAUGUCUGUCUGUCAGUGAACGCAUCAUCAUCAGCUGCUGGGUCUGAUAGCUGGAGAAUCCGUCGGCCUUCACCGGCCCUGGCCGACCUGCGCGGCAGAAAACAAUUUGCCAAAAAUAUUAUUGAAAAGUUAGUGGUGCGCAGUGCUGCUCCCUGCUGGUCAGCGGUGGGGCUGCAACGUGAGCUGUACCAGAACUAAGGAUACAGUACCACCGUUGACCAGCAGGUGGCCGUCACCGAGAUGCUACUCCAUAUUUAAAGGUCUAUACACGGGAGUGAGACACUUGCAACUUCUUCCUUGAAUAUUACUUGAACACAAGUAAUACUUGAAGGGUUUUCGUGUCAAGCGCACAUCAAACCAAAUUGACGUUAAGGAAUGUCCUUCCACAUGCUUCAAAAGGCUUUAACAUGAUUUAUGCAAAAAUGGUCGUCCAGCUCCCUGUCAGGGUGAACACACAGGAGCGUUUUAUACUCUAAAGACCCACAGGUGAGGGAUAAAGUUGUCUGUAUAGUAAUUAAAGGGUCAGUCAACAAAUAAAUUCAGUCUUCAGUUACACAUUGUAAUGUUUGUAUUUCACUGCUUUUUUUGUGAAAUGGAGAGUUGUGUUGUUUUCAGCCAGUUGUUGUGCAUUGGUUGGAGCUUGUAGUCGCUCCGCUGUGUAUGAUCAAACCUAUAAAGGGAUUGUAACUGAC